Messenger RNA from Onychomys torridus (southern grasshopper mouse), 2793 nucleotides. RefSeq names its product transcription factor AP-2 alpha (gene Tfap2a). NCBI's taxonomy places the organism in Eukaryota, Metazoa, Chordata, Mammalia, Rodentia, Cricetidae. Bases 77 to 1396 code for a protein of 439 amino acids. Gene Ontology annotation, molecular function: RNA polymerase II transcription regulatory region sequence-specific DNA binding; DNA-binding transcription factor activity, RNA polymerase II-specific. The record is from RefSeq and is a predicted model, not a curated record. Gene Ontology annotation, cellular component: nucleus. The transcript has 7 exons. Gene Ontology annotation, biological process: regulation of cell population proliferation; regulation of transcription by RNA polymerase II; anatomical structure development.
CGCACUUUGCGCUAACCUAGAGAGUAGCUCCGCUGGGGUGCGAGGCGCAGAGGGGCAAAUCCGAUCACGCCGAUCCAUGAAAAUGCUUUGGAAACUGACGGAUAAUAUCAAGUACGAAGACUGUGAGGACCGUCACGACGGCACCAGCAACGGGACUGCACGGUUGCCCCAACUGGGCACUGUAGGUCAAUCUCCCUACACCAGUGCCCCGCCGCUGUCCCACACCCCCAAUGCCGACUUCCAGCCUCCCUACUUCCCCCCGCCCUACCAGCCUAUCUAUCCUCAGUCGCAAGAUCCUUACUCCCACGUCAACGACCCCUACAGCCUGAACCCCCUGCACGCCCAGCCGCAGCCGCAGCACCCGGGCUGGCCCGGCCAGAGGCAGAGCCAGGAGUCUGGGCUCUUGCACACGCACCGGGGGUUACCCCACCAGCUGUCGGGCCUGGACCCUCGCAGGGACUACCGGCGGCACGAGGACCUCCUGCACGGCCCACACGGGCUCGGCUCCGGGCUCGGGGACCUCCCGAUCCACUCCUUACCUCACGCCAUCGAGGACGUCCCGCAUGUAGAAGACCCGGGUAUUAACAUCCCAGAUCAAACUGUAAUUAAGAAAGGCCCUGUGUCCCUGUCCAAGUCCAACAGCAACGCCGUCUCCGCCAUCCCUAUCAACAAGGACAACCUCUUCGGUGGCGUGGUGAACCCCAACGAAGUCUUCUGUUCAGUUCCGGGUCGCCUGUCGCUCCUCAGCUCCACCUCGAAGUACAAGGUCACGGUGGCGGAAGUACAGCGGCGCCUCUCACCGCCCGAGUGUCUCAACGCGUCGCUGUUGGGCGGAGUCCUGCGGAGAGCGAAGUCUAAGAAUGGAGGAAGAUCUUUAAGAGAAAAACUGGACAAAAUAGGAUUAAAUCUGCCAGCAGGGAGACGCAAAGCUGCCAAUGUCACCCUGCUUACAUCACUAGUGGAAGGAGAAGCCGUCCACCUAGCCAGGGACUUUGGGUACGUGUGCGAAACUGAAUUCCCUGCCAAAGCAGUAGCGGAAUUUCUCAACCGACAACAUUCCGAUCCCAAUGAGCAAGUGACAAGAAAAAACAUGCUCCUGGCUACAAAACAGAUCUGCAAAGAGUUCACUGACCUGCUGGCUCAGGACCGAUCUCCCCUGGGGAACUCGCGGCCCAACCCCAUCCUGGAGCCUGGCAUCCAGAGUUGUUUGACCCACUUCAACCUCAUCUCCCACGGCUUCGGCAGCCCGGCGGUGUGUGCCGCGGUCACCGCCCUGCAGAACUAUCUCACCGAGGCCCUCAAGGCCAUGGACAAAAUGUACCUCAGCAACAACCCCAACAGCCACACGGACAACAGCGCCAAAAGCAGUGACAAAGAAGAGAAGCACAGAAAGUGAGGCUCUGCGCCCGCCCGCCCCGCGCCCGCCCGCCCGCCCGCCCGCCCGGCUCCCGGCUCCCGGCCCGCGCCCCCCCUCGCCCCUCCCCCGCCCGGCAGGUGACAGCUCCGGGACAGCCACUCCUCCUGCUGCUGCUACGCCGCGCCGCCGCCGCCGCGCCGCCCCUCGUCCCCGGAGUCCUCGGGACAGCUCGCUCUCGACUGCCAGGGAGGCAGGCAGCCGCUGCCUACUCAGCGCCCUGCCUCGACUUCCCCUUCAGCACCAACACCCCCUUCUUUACCUUCAUCUGGAGCCUCAGAGAACAGAACAGGUCGUGAAGCCAGCAAAGAGAAGUUCUGUCGCGUUUGUGAACCUCUUUUUUUUUUUUUUUAAAUCAAAUCAACAACAAACAUUAAAACUUUUUUUUCUAAAAAAAAAAAAAAAAAAGAACGUUAAAAAAUUUAAAAAGUAUACGAGCUUCAUGGGACUAACUCAUCGCCUUCCCUUGCAUACUUCAGAUUGUAGCCAUACUUUAAAAAAAAAAAAAAAGGCAGAGAGGAUAAUGACAUUUUUAUCAGUAUUGUGAAUAAACUUGAACACAAAUACAGAAGUUCUCUGUCCUGUCUUCCGUUGUGGGAGUUGUCUCUGCAAGGUGCCCACUUGAACUUCCUCUGAUGACACAAUCCACUUCUAUAAGGGAAUCAGUGUUCACGUCUCUGUAUAUAUUUAUUUAUGUGUAAUUUAAUGGGAUUUGUAAAUAUGGUGAGUCUGUUUUAAACCUUUUUUUUUUUUUUAUUUUAUUUAUCUGGUGAUCUCGUUUACCUCCUGUUUAGUGGGUUUUGGGUCCUCCCUAUUAGUUCCUCAUGUGGUUUUACUUACUUAGAAAUCCAGGGUUUGGGUGACCCCCUCCCCUUCUGGAAUUCAUGAAUUUAGCCCCUUGGUAGCAUGUUAAUGAUGACAUUGAAACAGCUGAACAAAACUUUUUUUAAAGUAAAAUAAAAUUUUAUAUAUAAUUAGUAUCACAUUUAGCUGUUCAUUGAACUCAAAAGGAGAACCGAGUGACACUGGGACACUGGAAAGAUUUUUUUUUUUUUUUAAAUGAAGCGGUUUGAUAACCCUCCCAUGGUAUCGUGGGGAGAAAAAUAAAGUUUAUUUGAGUUCACUGUCCUCCCUAAAAGCAUCCUCUGAGCAAUAAACAAAUGUUGUCUUUAAACCAAGGGUUAGGGAUUUCUCCGUGCUCUCUCUCCCUCUCUCUUUUUGUUCACCUUCAAGCAGUUGGGACCACCUGGUAUUCUGUGUCUUCACUGGCCGCGUGGGAAGCACUUCUAGAUGUACUGUGUUGGGUUGCACUGGCAGUAGUUCCCUGUCAAUGUAUCAUAGUCCUUUGUUGCCCAGAUAAAUAAAUAUUUGAUACGCUU